Messenger RNA from Entrophospora sp. SA101, 454 nucleotides. The record is from the annotation of a GenBank genome assembly. NCBI's taxonomy places the organism in Eukaryota, Fungi, Glomeromycota, Glomeromycetes, Entrophosporales, Entrophosporaceae.
AAAUCAUGAAGUUUAUUUUUGCUUUCCUUUUAUUGGCUACGCUCUCUAUGGUGUCAAUGCUAUUCUACAUCAACUUCUUAAAAGAACUACUACCUUUAAUCAAUGUGAAAAAACACACCCUCAACUCACUGUCAUACUUUCACCUGAUCCUGUCGUUCCUGGAGAAACUGAUACUUUUACUAUUUCUGAUCCUGUAGCUAAGGCUCCCAUAGGUAAUCCAACUACUGCGCCAGCCGACCUUAAAACACCAUUUUCUCAAGUAUUGAAUGUUAAUGUGCCAGCAACAUUACCUAAUCCAUACGGUAUUAUAGCUGCUGUUGGGACUCAAGAUACACAUGAAAUUAUAGGCUGUGAAUUUAAUAUUGUUGGUUCUGCUAAAUCUGCAUGCAGAUAUCGACUAUUAUCCCAUCCCAUUAUUAUGAAUUAUAAUAAAAAUCAAAAUAGAAUAAUUUAA